Messenger RNA from Panicum hallii, 1374 nucleotides. Its product is annotated as leucine-rich repeat receptor protein kinase MSL1-like. Gene Ontology annotation, molecular function: protein kinase activity; ATP binding. The transcript has a single exon. Gene Ontology annotation, biological process: protein phosphorylation. The record is from RefSeq and is a predicted model, not a curated record. Gene Ontology annotation, cellular component: plasma membrane. Bases 21 to 1157 code for a protein of 378 amino acids. NCBI's taxonomy places the organism in Eukaryota, Viridiplantae, Streptophyta, Magnoliopsida, Poales, Poaceae.
CUCCGGCCACGCCGCGCGCCAUGCACGACGCCGCCGUGGCCGCCGUCCACCACGCCCUCGUCGCCUGUGCCGCCGCUGCGCUGCUCGCGCUGGCCGUCGCGCUCUUCCUGCUCUGGCGCAGGAGGCGCGCCGCGGCCGCGAGAGGCACCGACGGUGCCGUGUCCCGCCCCGGCUCCGCGGCCGCGACGACGGCGGCGCCCCUGCCGGUGGUCCCGCUUGCCGACGUCGAGCGCGCCACGGACGGGUUCCACCCGAGCCGGGUCAUCGGGCAGGGGCGGCACUUCGCCGUGUACGCGGCGGGGCCCGGGGUCGCCGCCAAGCGCAUGCACCCGCACCUCGUCCUCGUGGACCCCGGAGGCCGGCGGUUCCCCGCCGCGGUCCGCUCGCUCGCCGUGCCGCCCCACCCGAACCUCGCCGCCAUCGUCGGCCUCACCGAGGGCCCAGGCGAGCGGGUCAUCCUCGUCGAGCGCGCCCCCGUCGGCGCCGCAAGCCUCGACAGGCUCCUCGGCGAGGGCGACGCACGCCACAUCCCCACGCUGUCGUGGCGCCAGCGCGCCGCGGUCGCCGCAGGCGCCGCGCGCGGGCUGGCGCACCUGCACGCGCACGGCGUGGUCCACGGCCGCGUGCGGCCGUGCAACGUUCUCGUGAACGCAUCCACCGGCGGCGGCGGCGCGCGCUGGAGGCACGCGACCAGGCUCACCGACUACGGGCUGGCGGCCUUCCUCGACCGCCGCGACGACGCGCGCGCGGAGGACGACGUGUACAUGUUCGGCGCGGUGCUGCUGGAGCUGCUCACGGGGCGGCGCUGGGACGGCGGCCGGCUCGCGGACUGGGCCCUGCCGCACAUACGCGCCGGCGGCGGCAUGGAGGUGCUCGACGUGGCGCGGGCCGGCGCGCCGGCCGACAAGGCGGAGGCGAGGCUCCUGGCGCGGGCGGCCAGGGUGGCGCUGGCGUGUGUGGGCAACGACGGGCGCAGCCGGCCGGGGAUGCCGGAGGUGUCUACCAUCCUCAGCGACGUGGAGGCCGCGUAUCGGCGCCGCGACGGCGCACCGAUGGGCGAGGACGAGGAAGGCGACGAAGGACGCCUCAGUGGAUGCCUUCUUGGCCCCAGCAGGAGCAUCCACAAGGCGGACACGCUGCUCCGGCCUCCCGUGUGAAUGGAAACCCAAAGCUAUUGAAUUCUUAGGGAAAGUGAUCAACUGAUGACUACUAGUAAUUGGCUAGGAUAGUAGGAAAUGUUCUUGUUUGUUUGAACAUGUAUACAACUUUUUUCUGAAACUUCUUUUUUUCUUUUUGUAAAAAAAUACAGUUACUGCGUAGAUCAUGGGUAGAAUGUACAGGAAAUUUGAGCACCUAGUGGUUUCAAAUUGAUUC